Molecule: messenger RNA, 399 nt
Organism: Lottia gigantea (owl limpet)
Lineage: Eukaryota; Metazoa; Mollusca; Gastropoda; Lottiidae
Exons: 2
Source: RefSeq, a predicted model, not a curated record
CAGCAAUCAAAACAUAAAUUGGACUCGCAACCAAACAGACAUUGGACUAGCAAUCAAAACAGACAUAGGACUAGCAAUCAAAACAGACACUGGACCAAUCAAAACAGACAUUGCAAUCAAAACAGACACUGGGCUAGCAAUCAAAACACAUAUUGGACCAAUCAAAACAGACAUUGGAAUCAAAUCUCAAACAGACAUUGGACUAGCAAUCAAAACAGACACUGGGCUAGCAAUCAAAACAGAUAUUGGACCAAUCAAAACAGACAUUGGAAUCAAAUCUCAAACAGACAUUGGACUAUCAAUCAAAACAGACAUUGGUCUAGCAAUCAAAACAGACACUGGGCUAGCAAUCAAAACAGAUAUUGGACCAAUCAAAACAGACAUUGGAAUCAAAUCUAA